This is a messenger RNA of Dioscorea cayenensis subsp. rotundata (Guinea yam), 831 nucleotides long. RefSeq lists its product as uncharacterized. The transcript has a single exon. NCBI's taxonomy places the organism in Eukaryota, Viridiplantae, Streptophyta, Magnoliopsida, Dioscoreales, Dioscoreaceae. The coding region runs from base 1 to 831 and encodes 276 amino acids. The record is from RefSeq and is a predicted model, not a curated record.
AUGGCAAAUAGCUGCAACGGGAUGAAUGUCUCACAACCGGGGGUUCCAAUCUUCACCGGAGAGGCGUAUGAUCACUGGAGUAUUUUGAUGAGGCCUUUGUUUAAAUCCCAGGAGGUGUGGGAAAUAGUUGAGGAUGGUUUUGAUGAUAAAGAUGAGAUUGAAGCAAGAUUGAGGGAGAAUCGGAAGAAAGACUCCAAGGCUCUCAUUCUCAUCCUUCAAUCAAUGGAUAGGAAAGUGUUCUCAAGAGUGAAGAACUCUACAACCACACAUGGAGCUUGGACUUUUUUGAAGAAUGAGUUCCAAGGAUUUGCCAAAAUUGUUGUUGUGAGAAAACAAAGGUUGCGGCAUCAAUUCAAAACCAGUCGUAUGAAAACUUAUGAAACCAUCCAAGAGUAUAUGGCAAGAGUGAUGGAUGUUGUCAACCAGCUGAGAGACUAUGGAGGAGAAGUAACUGAAAAUGCUAUUGCUGCCAAGGUAUUGAGAACCCUAUCACCUAAGUUUGAGCAUGUUGUUGCAGCUAUUGAGGAGUCAAAUGAUCUUGAAGAGCUCACUAUUAAUGUGUUGAGAGGGUCCUUACAAUCACAUAAAGAUAGAAUGAUUUUUGCAAGCACGGGGAGUGAAGAAAGUGUACUCCAAGCUAGGAUAGAAGGUCCAAGAGCAAAGGCUGCAUUACUAUCUUCAGAUGGAGUUCAAAGCAGAGGUGCUGAGAUGAAGCUGUGCAGAGGUCGAGGUAGAGUAUCAUUUUGGGGAAGAGGUGCAGGUAGAGGAAGAGGUAGUGGUGCUGACCUGAGAGGAGUCCAAGAAGGAAACAUGGCUAGUGCAAUGCUAUAA